UUUUAGUUUUGAAGUAGGUCGUCGAGGAAAUCCCGGAAAUAUAAAUAAACUGCUUUUCGUGGACUUUGUAGGACAUUUUCGGGAUGGCCGCCGCGCCUCACUGCUCACUCCAUAUGAGGUCGACGGAUCUCAUCAAAAAGGAACCCCUGGAUUACGGAGGUUUUGGAGAAGUUUACUUGUGCUAUCAUGUGACACUUGGCCAAGUGGUGUUAAAAACCAUGUACACAGGACCUCUGCGCAACGAGGAGAGUAAAAGAUCACUAUUGGAGGAGGGAAUGAUCAUGGCGAGUCUGAACCAUGAGCGAGUGGUCAAGUUGCUGGGUGUGAUUAUGGAGGAAAAAGAUUGCUCUCUUGUCAUGGAACUCAUCCCCAGAGGCAACCUACUGGUCAUGCUGGAGACGGUCAAAGUGCCAGUAUCUAUCAAGGGAAGAAUCAUUUUAGAGAUUUUGGAAGGAAUGAUAUACCUCACAGAAAAGAAUGUCGUACACAAGGAUAUCAAGCCAGAAAACAUUUUAGUGGACAAGGAUUUUCACAUCAAGAUUGCAGAUCUUGGUCUGGCCACCUGCCAAACGUGGAGUAAACUUACCAAGGAGGAGUCUCGCAGGAAGAGCCGUAUGAGGCAGUCGAGUGGGGUGAGAGGUGCCGGCACACUGAGCUACAUGGCCCCAGAGCAUCUGGAGAGUAUACAUAAUCCUUCCACUGAGAAGUCUGACGUAUACAGUUUUGCAAUCGUGGUUUGGGUCAUUCUCACAGGAAAAGAACCAUAUUCAAAUGCCAGGAGUGAAGACCAAAUCAGCCAGUGUGUUCGUAACGGUGACCGACCGGCAGAGACUCUUAUUCCAAGAGACACGCCUUCUGAAAUAAUUCAGCUUAUGAAAAGAUGCUGGGAUCGCAAUCCGCAGGAACGACCGACGUUUAAAGAAGCCUACAACAUCUUCCAUCCUUUCUACAUGGAAAUACUUGAACCACUUGUAGAGGAAGAUUUACUUCAUCUGAAAAAAUCAUAUGAAGGCCCAGACGAUCUUAUUGAGAAGAUGAAAUCUUUAUCAGUGGACCCUGAGUGUUUUUCAGGAGAUUGUCCUGCUCCUUUGAUAAGUUCAGACAGAAAUGUAUCCGUGCCAGUUGAAGCCAGUAUUGAGGAUCUGCACAGCAUGCAAUAUAACCAAUGCGCAGAGCAUCUUCAGACAGAUGCUAAGGCAGUUAGCAUCCCUUCAGAGUUGCAGGAGAAACUCGAUCGGGAGCUUGACUACCACAAACACGGCAGUUAUAAUUGUGAGAACCAGCCUGAUGGUGCCAACUGCUUCCAUACUGCAAGUCCGUUACUGCCAAGCAACUUCAGCAUUUCAGAUCACUCUAUACGGCAACCAGAGCAAGAAAAAUCUUCUGUUCUUUCCUGGACAAAACCUGAGCCGGUGCAGCCCACCAACCAGGAAGACCUUUUUUAUCGCACCCCUGCAGGUGUCUAUGGGACCUCUCUCACACCUACUCCAUCCCACUUGCCCAUGUCUUCAAGCACACCCUCUCUGGCAAUGUAUAACCAGCAACAUCCACACUCCCACUUGGACCGGCAGCAGUCCUGGCCAGCUUACCCAGUGUCUGAUACGUCUGCACCUGACAUCACUUCUGGACAUCUUUUGACUACUUCAAAGAGUUGCCCAGUUCACGAUCAGGGAUCCCUGUACAUUCAGAAUGCCAGUGGGAUUCAGAUCGGAAGCAACAACACAAUGAGCAUCAGAGGUUAUGAGCCAUCUCUUAGUUUGUCAUCUAUAUCUGCUAACAGCUCAGCUAACUCUCCCAUCGAAGAAGGCAUUCAGAAAUAUGAGGACCACGCUGUGACAGAGGAGCACCUGGACCUCCUGAGGGACAACAUAGGGGCCAAAUGGAAGCGCUGUGCACGGCAUUUGGGUCUGACCACUGUAGAAAUAGAGACCAUAGACCAUGAUUACUACCGCGAUGGCCUGCCAGAAAUGGUGCACCAGAUGCUGGAGCGCUGGAAAAUGAAGGAGGGAUAUAUUGGGUGUACAAUUGGGAAGCUUUGUCGAGCUCUAAAAGGAGACGUAAAGGUGGAGGUGAUCCAGAAAAUACUCAACAUCUGCAGUUCAUCUUCCUCACUGGGAUAAACCUCAUAAUUCAACGUGUCUCAUUCACGCUGACUGAUUUGUCAUCUAUGGUGUCAACAAUUAUGAACUCUUCUCAAGGCUCUGAGCCUCACUGAUCAGUAUAAUAGAGGUGGAUUGAACUGAAAACGCAUCACCUCAUCAGAAAUACAUUUUCUGUUUUUCAGAAAUUAUAUCUUGGUCACUUAUGAUAAUCGUAGAACUCACUGUCAGUCGUUGCAAUGCUUUUGUGAUAGUUACGAACUCAAAUAGCAUUUUAAAAUGAUUAUGACUUUUCCUGCCAAGCACAUUUUAAUGAGUAGAAGAUAGUAACAUCGUUAGGGUUAAUGGAAUUUCAAAAUUGUUGAUUUUUGCAUUGCACUAUGUGGUGUCUCUAAAUAUUCCUUUCAGGGUGAGGUGAGAAUUUUAAUGUGAACUGUUUCAAGGUUUGUUUUUUUUACUGUAUUCUCUGUUUGGUAUGAAGAAGCCACUGGGUUUGUGCACGUUACUCUAGCUUUAACAGAAUAAUGAAUUCGUGUACAGGGACUAUCAAAUGGUGUGUGGUAAACAUUUAUCCCAGUCCAACACAAACAUAAUGAUUGCAGUCACAGAACACGUAAGUUCAAUGAGCCUGUGAGAAGCUGAAAACAUUAGCAGUGUCAUAAGGAAAAAGGAAAUGCUAAACCAUGAAACUGCUACUAUUAAUGUGUAAUAACAGUAAAGCAAAAGUGUGCGUCUGUGCCAGUUGACAGUAUCUGCAUGGCAACUAUGUUUUGUUCAUCUUCAUAUAGACUAACUUUUCAGCAUUACACGCACAUUGCACACACACAAAGAAAAAAACUCCAUGCCUCUAUAAAAAAAAAGGUUUUACUUUCAGAAUAA
Molecule: messenger RNA, 2978 nt
Organism: Archocentrus centrarchus (flier cichlid)
Lineage: Eukaryota; Metazoa; Chordata; Actinopteri; Cichliformes; Cichlidae
Gene: ripk1l
Product: receptor (TNFRSF)-interacting serine-threonine kinase 1, like
Exons: 11
Coding region: 84-2120 (678 amino acids)
Biological process (GO): signal transduction; protein phosphorylation
Molecular function (GO): protein binding; ATP binding; JUN kinase kinase kinase activity
Source: RefSeq, a predicted model, not a curated record